Molecule: messenger RNA, 1594 nt
Organism: Sus scrofa (pig)
Lineage: Eukaryota; Metazoa; Chordata; Mammalia; Artiodactyla; Suidae
Gene: ISY1
Product: ISY1 spliceosome associated protein
Biological process (GO): generation of catalytic spliceosome for second transesterification step
Source: RefSeq, a predicted model, not a curated record
CCCUCCCCAGGCCAAUUCUCCGUUUUGCUUCCGGUCGCUCACUUCCGGUCCUUUCCAUUUUUCCGUCCGAUAGAGAAACUGGUGGUGCUUUCAACUAAAGUCCGGUUCCUAUUAGCCGCGCGUCGGGAGGUGAAUCUACGUGGGUUGGGGCCGCUGGGCCCAAGGGCGGCGCUCUCUCUCGCAUCAUGGCCCGAAACGCGGAAAAGGCCAUGACGGCCUUGGCAAGAUUUCGCCAAGCUCAGCUGGAAGAGGGAAAAGUAAAGGAGCGAAGACCCUUCCUCGCCUCAGAGUGUACUGAGCUGCCCAAAGCUGAGAAGUGGAGACGACAGAUCAUUGGAGAGAUCUCUAAAAAAGUGGCUCAAAUUCAGAAUGCUGGUUUAGGUGAAUUCCGAAUUCGUGACCUGAAUGAUGAAAUUAACAAGCUGCUAAGAGAGAAAGGACACUGGGAGGUCCGGAUCAAGGAGCUGGGUGGUCCUGAUUAUGGAAAAGUUGGCCCUAAAAUGCUGGAUCAUGAAGGGAAAGAAGUCCCAGGAAAUCGAGGUUACAAGUACUUUGGAGCAGCGAAAGAUUUGCCUGGUGUCAGAGAACUGUUUGAGAAGGAACCUCUUCCUCCUCCAAGAAAGACACGUGCUGAGCUCAUGAAGGCCAUUGAUUUUGAAUAUUACGGUUACCUAGAUGAAGACGAUGGUGUUAUUGUGCCUUUGGAACAAGAAUAUGAAAAGAAACUCAGAGCCGAACUAGUGGAAAAGUGGAAAGCAGAGAGAGAGGCCCGGCUGGCAAGAGGAGAAAAGGAGGAGGAGGAAGAGGAAGAGGAGGUCAACAUCUAUGCUGUUCCAGAGGAGGAGUCCGAUGAGGAAGGCAGCCAGGAGAAAGGAGGGGAGGACGGGCAGCAGAAGUUCAUCGCCCACGUCCCGGUGCCAUCACAGCAGGAGAUCGAGGAGGCGCUUGUGCGGAGGAAGAAGAUGGAACUCCUCCAGAAGUACGCCAGCGAGACCCUACAGGCCCAGAGCGAAGAGGCCAAAAGACUGCUGGGGUACUAGGCCCGAGCUUGGCUGUCCAAAGGGCUGUGAUGUGCUGGGGGUCUUGGUUCCUCCAGCCUAUGUUAACCUUUGGCAGGUGGCACCGGAGGCUUCCUUUUGCAUCUCGCCUCCUUUGUCCCUUUCCGAUAACUGCCCCAUGCCCCUGGUGGGCUUUCUGUGGGCUGAAGGCAUCCACAUUGCCUCCUUCCAGUGUUUUGCAAGUGUGCGAACCCACUUAUUUCUAUCUUGGGUGUGUAAGACAGCCUACUCCCUGGCGGCCUGUGAGUGUCUCAGUAGCCACCUACUGCUAUUUGUUGGGGGAAUGAUCAUUUAGUGUCCACUACUGAAAAAUGCAGCUUUUCCUAAAAAGGCAUAUUUGUGAUUCCUGUUGAAGAAUGAGCAGCUGUGUGAGCCCUGAACCCACAUCCCAUAUGUCACAGCUGGCAGGUUGCCUCUGGGCUCCCUCUGCUGGCCUUGCUUCCUGCCCAGGUGGUGGGAACUUGAGUUUGCUACUUCUGUUUAGGACUGGUCCUGCAGAGAGCUUUUUUAUUAAAGGUUUUUGUAUUAAAGGGAAA